AUGUAUGAGAAGAACACGGAUCUGUCCUUGGGAUCUGAGGCAGCGCCAAUUGAGGGUAAGGGUAAAGGGUCUGCCGAGGUAAUAGCGGAACCAACAGCUCCCGUAACAGCCGAAGGCGGUCAGUCAACGUUCAAGACUUCCUACGUUAUGAUUCGAAAGAUACCAAAGUCUGUUGAAGAGCUACUGGAGCUCCGUGUUGCAGUUGUUGGAAACGUCGACGCUGGAAAGUCUACGUUGUUAGGAGUCUUGACCAAAGGUGUGCUCGAUGAUGGACGCGGAAAGGCACGUGUCAACCUGUUCCGCCAUAAGCACGAGAUUGACUCGGGACGCACAUCGUCUGUCGGCAUGGAGAUUCUCGGCUUUGAUGCUAAGUCUCAACCAGUUCCCACCAUGUCUCAUGGAAGAAACGCUCCUUGGGAUGAGAUCUGUGGAAAGGCUGCCAAAGUCCUGUCUUUCAUUGAUCUGGCUGGACAUGAGCGAUAUCUCAAGACCACCGUGUUCGGGAUGACUGGUUGCGCGCCCGACUUUGUGAUGCUUAUGAUUGGAUCCAAUGCUGGCAUUGUCGGCAUGACAAAGGAACAUCUCGGUCUCUCGCUAGCCCUGGGAGUUCCGGUCCUCGUUGUCAUCACCAAAAUCGAUAUGUGCCCGCCAAACGUGCUGGAGAACACUGUGAAGCAAUUGACCAAGAUCUUGAAGUCUGCAGGCUGCCGAAAAAUCCCCAUGUUUGUCAAGUCGCAUGAGGAUGUGGUAGUAACCGCUGGCAAUUUUGUCAGCGAGCGUAUUUGCCCUAUCUUCCAGGUCUCCAACGUUACCGGAGAAGGCCUGGACUUGCUUAAGAACUUCUUGAACGUACUGCCGAUCAGUCAAGAGUACAAUAGAGAUGAGCCAGUCGAGUACCAAAUCACCGAUACCUUCUCUGUUCCAUUCGUUGGAACAGUUGUCAGUGGAGUUGUCAUGAACGGUAUCGUCCACGCCGGUGACCAGCUUUACCUUGGACCAGAUGGAAACGGUGCCUUCCAAAUGGUCACCGUCAAGAGUAUCCAGCGCAAGAGACUCAACGUUCCAUUGGCCUGUGCUGGCCAAAGUGCCUCGUUUGGACUUAAGAAGAUCCGUCGGUCAACUAUUCGCAAGGGAAUGGUGAUGCUCGACAAGGAGACCACGCCUCCACCGCGUGGAUGCCGAGAGUUCGAGGCCGAGAUCUUGGUCCUCUACCACUCGACUACUAUCGGUCACAAGUACCAGGCUAUGCUGCACUGUGGUGCCGUACGGCAAACUGCACGAGUGCUUGCUAUGGAUAAGCCGGAUCAGAUUCUGCGCACAGGAGAUCGAGCGACUGUCCGGUUCCAGUUCCUGCAGCCCGCGUACCUCAAAGUCGGGGCACGACUCAUCUUCCGAGAGGGACGAACCAAAGGUAUCGGAAAGGUGUCCAAGAUAGUCGCGUAA
Molecule: messenger RNA, 1443 nt
Organism: Gamsiella multidivaricata
Lineage: Eukaryota; Fungi; Mortierellomycota; Mortierellomycetes; Mortierellales; Mortierellaceae
Product: P-loop containing nucleoside triphosphate hydrolase protein
Exons: 9
Coding region: 1-1443 (480 amino acids)
Biological process (GO): translational elongation
Molecular function (GO): translation elongation factor activity; GTP binding; GTPase activity
Source: RefSeq, a predicted model, not a curated record